ACUGUGAAGUGUGAGUGGAUGCCUUGAAGGAACUCACUGAAGUGAUACCAGAUACAUUUGGGGGGUGAAUGGGUUUGGGGUUGUUUUCAUUCUGUCAUCGAGUUUUUCGAGAAAAGAGAGCUUGGUCAAAGUUGUCGGCUUGCCCGAUCGUUGCAGUUAUGACUAUACCCUGUUCGUGCUUGGAGAGAUCUGACUCAGUGUAAAGCAUGGCGGCGAGAAGCGAAGUCCCCCAGCUUCCGCGGUACUUCAUCCAGCGCGACUACUCCAUGGGAACUGUUGUACAAUUUGACAAGAAUCCCCCACCCGAGCUAUCUGGCAAGGUGUCACAAGAGGCCCAACACGUACUUAGUGACACUGUGGAACAUAUCAACACGAUCUUCGAGGAGGCUGAGGCACUGGAUGGUGCUGCAUAUUUGGAAGGCUGUUUGGCUUGUCUCACGCUUUGUACCUACUAUGUUUGGCCGUGUGUGCGAACGAAAUAUGAGAAGGCUAUGCACAACCUAGCCGUGUAUAUCGAGAAUCAAAACUCUACCGUUCUUCGGCAGCAUGGCCUGCGGCUGGUGCACCCAAUGGAGAGAGGCUUACGAGUUAUUGAAGUUGUCCUACUACAAAGCUGAGAGUCUGUACAUGAAGCAGCGGCUCAUUUUCCUCCAUCGGCCCCAGCAGUCGAGCAGGCAGCAUCCGAACAAGUUGGUGGCCUUGAUAACGGUUGCUGAUUGAUGUGCCACACUCUGCUAAGAUGGACCAGCUCCCGUGAGUCAUGUGUGCUUGUUCUUCCAGCAAGUAUGCAUGCAUGUAUGUGCACUGUCCCUGGCGUGCUGCACGUUAUCCGCACUCAGGACACUAGUGCGUAUGAGCUUCACUCCCCAUUGCUGCUGCUGCUGCUGCUGCCGCCGCCUCGCUUUCACACUAGUACUAGAUAAACCAGGGCCAUCCCGUCCGAAAACCAUAGUUCCAUAUUACCUGCCUUCACAAGAGACUAUCAUAUUCACUUCUUCCGAGCAUGCAAUAGUACUGCAUUUCUCUGCAACAGUCUCAUCGUCGAUAUAUUAUGAGACUUAGCUAGCAUGCAUGCAUGCAUGGAACUAAGUUACUUGCAUGUGCUGUGGUGGCGCUCAUUGCAAAGUGCAUCCUGAACGCCUCUUGAUCAUAAUAUAAUCUGCCCCAUUACAUGUAGCGCGCGUACAGCAGGCUGGCGAUGCUGCAAACUGUGCGUGCCUGUAGCUCGAAAUCACUUUAGUUUAGUCUAGUCUCUGCUCUUUUUUAACCCUUUGUAUUUUUUAUGGCAGCUGACCCUAACCGGAGUGAGCUCCGUUCCCGUUGAUCAUCCUCACAAUGCACUGUGAUCGGUGGUCGAAGAAAUUGUACAGUGAAUACUUCUACUGACAUUACUAUACAACUCAUGCCUCUCUCCCUUUUUCUGUUUUUUUUUUAUCCAUUUCCAGUUAUUGUCAGUCUUUCGUUGUUCUCUCUAUUGCUAUUUUCCUCCCUGUUAUGAAGUUUCUACUCGCCCGGUUUGUUUUCUAUCUGCUUGUUGUACUCUUGUUUCUGUCUCCAACGGUGCCCUGUAAGACAGAAUAUCAUGUCUUGGUUUGCUAAAUCCAACUCCGCUUCUCA
Molecule: messenger RNA, 1617 nt
Organism: Sycon ciliatum
Lineage: Eukaryota; Metazoa; Porifera; Calcarea; Leucosolenida; Sycettidae
Product: golgin subfamily A member 7B-like
Exons: 5
Coding region: 207-617 (136 amino acids)
Biological process (GO): protein targeting to membrane; peptidyl-L-cysteine S-palmitoylation
Cellular component (GO): palmitoyltransferase complex
Source: RefSeq, a predicted model, not a curated record